CCUGAAGCCUCACCGACUCCCUAUUUCGUCAUCGUCUUCCUUCAAAGAAGCGCGUUCUCCAAACCCUCAUCUCGGUUUCCAUCUCCAUCCUCGCACGAUCAUCGAUUUCAUCGGAAAAGAAGAGAAUCACUGCUCCGCCUGUGCCCCAGAUCCAUCGCCAUCACUUGAGAUGCCCAGUUGUUCUGUGAGGUAAGUGCGCAGGAGAGAUGUCGAGGCCCAUGGUGCUUGUUUUCCUGCUGGUUAUCCUUAUCAUCACGUCCCAGUUCGAGUGGAAACAGCAGCUUGCCAACGAGUUGGAGGCUGGGCCUGCGAUUUCUCAGAAACAGCAGCGUAUUGCCGAAAGGGAAGAGGCCGUCAAAGAAAGAAUAAUUUUAUCUCAAGAGAAGAACAUUCAGAGGCUGAAUGAGCUGGUGCAGACCCUGCAGCAACAACUGCUUCAAUGCCAAAGCAGCAUGAACAAAUCAAAUGACGGCAGAAACUCUUCCUCAACAAACACCAGUGAGAUAGAGCAGCAACAACAGACACUGCAAGAUUGAUUUGCGCUGAUCGAUUUGAAACUGAUGACCACAUUCAAUGUACUUGUAGUGACAUUGUUGAUAGUCAGAGAAAUUCACAGAGAGAGAGAGAGAGAGAGAGAUCAUGCGAACUCCGGUUAAAGGCUUCCUUCAUGCAAAAAUUUGAUUACUGCUGUUACACACAAAUCCCGGAUGGAUUAUUAAUUAUGUGAUAUGUAAUACCAUCUAUAUAACUUCUAAGUGAAACUCAUUGUAGUAGAUUCAUCGAAAUAUUUGUACUUGUGAAUGACUUGUGUAUUAUACUGCUGACCCGGUCAGCUAAAAGCUCUAAAUAAGUAGGUGCAGAUGUCGUGUAUGCC
Messenger RNA from Dioscorea cayenensis subsp. rotundata (Guinea yam), 874 nucleotides. RefSeq lists its product as uncharacterized. Lineage: Eukaryota; Viridiplantae; Streptophyta; Magnoliopsida; Dioscoreales; Dioscoreaceae. The transcript has 3 exons. The record is from RefSeq and is a predicted model, not a curated record. Bases 207 to 536 code for a protein of 109 amino acids.